AUGAAGACGGAAGCGAAAGUUUUAUGUCGAAAACAAUUCGAAAUGUCAACAAGGUCGCUUGGCAAAAAACAGGGCGAUGAUUUCCAACCGGAAAAAUAUGUUGACGAAUUUGGAGAAACGCAAACACAAGCACCACCGAAUUCGUUGGAGGACACCGAAGAUUCAAUUAUGUUGAAAAUUAUCAAAAAGGCCGCAAAAAAUGUGAAAAAAUCGGAUGAAAAAUAG
Caenorhabditis angaria is the source of this 225-nucleotide messenger RNA. NCBI's taxonomy places the organism in Eukaryota, Metazoa, Nematoda, Chromadorea, Rhabditida, Rhabditidae. The record is from the annotation of a GenBank genome assembly.